Malassezia pachydermatis is the source of this 3228-nucleotide messenger RNA. RefSeq names its product p-loop containing nucleoside triphosphate hydrolase protein. Gene Ontology annotation, molecular function: ATP binding; four-way junction DNA binding; four-way junction helicase activity. The transcript is spliced from 2 exons. Bases 1 to 3228 code for a protein of 1075 amino acids. Lineage: Eukaryota; Fungi; Basidiomycota; Malasseziomycetes; Malasseziales; Malasseziaceae. Gene Ontology annotation, biological process: interstrand cross-link repair; replication fork reversal; double-strand break repair via synthesis-dependent strand annealing. The record is from RefSeq and is a predicted model, not a curated record.
AUGGCCGAGUUCGCAGAGUUUGAUGAUGAGAUAGACCCGGCGCUGUUGCAGCAGCUAGAUGUUAUCGAAGCACAAUAUAUCGGAGCUCCUCCAACGAAACAGCCACUGCCACCGCCACCGCCGGCUGUACCAAAGCCGGCGGCGACGCGGCCCGUCCAGACAACACCGUCGUUCGACCCAUCUCUCGAGGCUUGGCUCUUGCAAGGCUUUGACUCCAUUGAUGACGAAGUCGAGGCAGUCCCUUCUCCUGCGUCAGCCCCUCAACCGGCCCCGCAGCCUCUGGCCGACCGGACAAACCGACCUUCCACGGUUUCGGCGGCCCAUGCGAAACCUGCUGUGCUCACGCAGCAAGGCCUUUUUGGUCAUACACCUCGUCCAAAUGCACCUAUAUCGCAACGUUCCUCGUCUAGCGCGUCAUCACAGCCUUCGCAGGCACCUGCUGAGGUCCAUGCGUCCCAAGGCCACGUCUCUUUAGCUCCUGCGCAUUCCCUGGUCCAUGGCCUGCGCAUAGGCAAGGUAUGGGACAACCGCAUCUUUGUCGAGCAGCAAAAUCGUGUGAUCAAACGUAAGCCGGACGAGGAUGACGAUGAAGAAGCAGCAGCGAUGUUAUUACAGGAGCCUCUGCCGCACAGCUCCCCUCGUCCUAUGAAGCUCGUGUUUGAUCGCGAGCAGGGUCAGUCCUGGAUAUACCCCAUCAACAAACCGCUUCGUGACUACCAACUGAAUAUCGUACGCAAGGCUUUGUUCAACAAUGUCCUUGUCGCUUUACCUACCGGUCUUGGCAAGACGUUCAUUGCCGCGGUGGUCAUUCUCAACAUGUUUCGCUGGUUCCCAGACGGAAAAAUCAUUUUCGUGGCGCCUACGCGCCCUUUAGUCACACAGCAGCAGCAAGCAUGCCAUAGCAUAUGCGGCCUGCCAUGGGACACAGCGAUUGAACUUACCGGGUCUACCAAGCGCAGUCUGCGCGACGACGAAUGGCACAUGAAACGUAUUUUCUACAUGACGCCACAGACCUUUGAGAACGAUCUGUUAUCUACGACGUGCGAUCCUCGUGAUGUCGUCUGUGUCGUCGUCGACGAAGCUCACAGAGCGACUGGCAACUACGCGUACUGCAAAGUCAUUCGGCAUCUUAUGUACUACAAUCCCCAUUUUCGCGUACUGGCACUCACAGCGACGCCCGGCAACAAGGCGGAGAGGGUCCAGGAAGUGGUAACGAAUUUGCAUAUCAACCGAAUCGAGAUUCGGACUGAGGAAGCGCUUGAUAUCCAGCCGUAUAUCCAUGGGAAGAAAGAAGAGCUGGUACGCGUUUCUCUAGGUGCUCCACUUGAAAGUCUACGUGCGACCUGGGGCAAACUCAUGGUACAUUAUUACGAGCCUUUGCAGCGAAAUGGCAUUUUGCGGCCCUGCGAUCCACUCCAACUCCGUUCGUUUGCGGUACGAUCGGCGGGGAGUGAUUCACAUGGACGUGCGAUUCUGCAAAGUCGUCCGUUCCUGCGUGGUCAUUUGCAGCAGCUGGCCAAUAUGGCCCUGAUUACACAGUACCUCUCUGAGCAAUCUGUGCGUGUGUUUUGUGAAAGGGCUAUGGCGAUGUCGAGCCCUGGAAAAGGGCGUACGAAGCGUGAGCAGCUCUUUUCUACAUCCAAUGGGGAAUUCCGGGAGUUGGUCGAAAAGAUCGAGCACGUCCAGGCAGAUGCGCAUCUCCUCUUGCACCCCAAAAUGCACAAACUCCGGGAGGUGUUGAUGAAGCACUUUGAUCAGCAUUGUAUCCGCCAACUUCAGCACGAAGAGACACGCCGCGAGACGCGUGCCAUGGUGUUCUGUUCGUUCCGCGAAGUGGUUACCGAGAUUGUCGAUAUGCUCAACCAAGCGGGGCUGUCAUCUACGCCGUUCAUUGGCCAAGCGAGUGAUACGAAAGGCAAUCGUGGGUUCACCCAAAAGAUGCAGGAGCAAGUGAUUCGCGACUUUCAGCAAGGCAAAUAUCAAGUCUUGGUCGCAACGUCCAUUGGCGAAGAAGGCUUGGAUAUCGGCGAGAUUGACCUGAUUGUCUGUUACGAUGCUGUGCGUGACUCGGUCCGCGGACUGCAGCGUAUCGGGCGUACAGGCCGUAUGCGUGAUGGGCACGUUGUGGUACUGAUGACAGAAGGUCGAGAAGAAAACAACUGGGCACAGUCGAAAGAGUCAUACAAGAGUGUGCAGCGCUUGGUCAACUCUGCGAAUAUGAUUGAGCUGUACACGGACGUAUCGCGGCUAGUCCCUGACGCCGUAAAACCCAAGCCUGUGAUGCAGUGCGUCGAACAGCCUCCGUUUGAUCCAUCUGUGCUCAAACCCGCGCCGAAGCCACGGCAACGUGCGCCUCCCAAGAAACGUGGACGUGCUGUACCGCAAGGCGACCUCUCGCGCUUUUGCUCGGCGGCUGAAUUGCAUCGUCGCGACGAGCAUCGUGAAGAGUCUCUUGCGCCCGUCUCACACGUCCCUGCCGAGAAACCAGCCCCAUCGUCGUCCCGCAGCUCCACCUUGCUACGGUCUUCGUCGCUUCAAGGCACUUCCAAUCUCUCCGACGAUUCCGAUGAUGCAGAGCUUCAUGCAGAUGUGUCUACCUAUUCAUGGUCAUCCAGUGACCGCUCUGGGACCGACGCACCUCGUCGGCAUGCGCCUCAUCCCCUUAUCGCCGAAUUGGAUCGAAACGAGGCUGCAGAUGCAGCCCCACCACCUUCACCGUCCCUCGCUGUGCCUCCAUCGCCCUCUCUCUCGCGAUCCAAUCCCGACCCGGUUUUGUCGUCGCCACCAGUGCAGCGUACACCGCCUCCGAAGCGUGGACGGGCCAAGCGACGUCGUAUUGGCGCCUCGCCCACCAGUCGCCUGCUUUUCUGCCAUGAGGCAGAGCGUGAGACCGACUCGGAGGAGCAUGGCGAGUCGGAUGAAGACGAUGAUGGCCCGUCGUCCUCUGAAGAAAACGAUGAAGACCGUGCGCAUGUGGGCGACUUUGAGGCGACUCAGCAAGAAGGCUACAACCAACAAAGUGUAUACUUGCAAUCCAUGCUCUCCCAAAAUGCGCCUACCCCCUUCCGACGUCGCGACCGGCUGGAAUCCCUGCUCCGCCGACGUGAUGCGCUUCGUCCCUCGUCUGAAGGCGAGGCGCCAUCCAUGGACGAUUAUUCCCAAGACUCUUUUGUGGUGGGCGACGACGAAAUCUCCUGGGCCUCAUCGCAGGAAAGUAUUCUUUUAUAG